This is a messenger RNA of Acanthosepion pharaonis, 687 nucleotides long. Lineage: Eukaryota; Metazoa; Mollusca; Cephalopoda; Sepiida; Sepiidae. The record is from the annotation of a GenBank genome assembly.
AUGCUGACGCACACCAAACUGUUGCAGUGUGGAUUCUUCAUCGAACAUAAUGUUUAUCCGUUGUUCUGUCCAGUGUUCCUGAUUUCUAUCAGUAGAAAGCAGGGUGCUUCUUUUUCAUUUUCAUACGUUGGAUUUCCUUUCUUACUCUCUUUCACUUUUCUCUCUCUUUCGUUUCUUUCUAACUCUCUUUCUUUCAAACUAUUUCUUUCGCCCUUUCUCACUGAAUGUCAGCUGUCCGUCUAUUUCAUUCUUUUUUUUUCUUUCUUCUCUCUUCCAAUUUGCCAAUCUCUCUCUAUAUCUAUCUAUCUCCUUUCAAUUUAUUUCUUUCUUUCAGUUGGUUUCUCUCUUUCAAACUUUCCUUCCCUUCACCCCCACCCACCUUCAGUCCGAUCUCCCUCAAUCUUUUCCCCUUUCUCUCAUUUUUUCUCCGUCAUAUUUCUUUUAAUUUGCUUACCUCUCUUUCAAUUGUUCAAACUUUAUUCGUCUGCGUCUCAUUACCAGCCUCCCCUUCCUCUCUCUUUUUCAAUCUCUUUCUUCUCUCUCUCUCUGCCCCUCUCUCAUUAUCUGUUUAUCCUCUUGUUCAUUGAUAUCAAUCAGCUUAUCAGCCAGAUUUUCAUCUAUCUUUUUCAUAUCAAUCAAUCUCCGACUGCUUUUCACUAUUUUGCUGCUCUUUUGUCUCCGCCAUAA